AUGGAAAGUGCCUCCUGUCCGGAUCUACCUCAUGGACACAAAGAUCCGUUUUCUCUCUUUCCGCUCAACCGAUUUCACUCGGUUCCAGCCCCAGUGGACUUUUUUCUCGAGGCGCUAUACCUCAAGUCUUCAAUGGCACGUACACUGUCGCCUCACCUGCAGACCGCCUCGGCUCGGAUUCCCAUGCUUGCGGAUAUUAGGCGUUGCCUUCACUCAUCAUCUCCUCAAUUAAACCCGUGUUCUCUGAGCAAAUUGUACACUUUUAUCUCUCCACGCCUGCCGCCUCUCGAGUGGAUUUAUGGCCGAAUUUCUGCGAUGGCUGUGAUUAUCCGUCGCCAUGGUCACGUGACCAUCAGGCCCCCAAAGUUGUGGUUGUUUCUUUGA
Protopolystoma xenopodis is the source of this 384-nucleotide messenger RNA. The record is from the annotation of a GenBank genome assembly. Lineage: Eukaryota; Metazoa; Platyhelminthes; Monogenea; Polystomatidea; Polystomatidae.